Frieseomelitta varia is the source of this 1780-nucleotide messenger RNA. Its product is annotated as cytochrome P450 6B1-like. Bases 198 to 1709 code for a protein of 503 amino acids. Gene Ontology annotation, molecular function: oxidoreductase activity, acting on paired donors, with incorporation or reduction of molecular oxygen; heme binding; monooxygenase activity. The record is from RefSeq and is a predicted model, not a curated record. The transcript is spliced from 5 exons. NCBI's taxonomy places the organism in Eukaryota, Metazoa, Arthropoda, Insecta, Hymenoptera, Apidae.
CCACAUGAGCAGAUUCGCAUUCUUGGAGACAGCGUCGAGUAGGCGUUUUCGUACGGACUGGGCCAUAAAAGAUAAGAAGAGAUCGUUUCGAUUAACUAAAUUUCAUUCUCGCGUGUCCCGUUUUCGGGAAUCGUGCUAAGUUCCUAUCGACUCGGUGAAAUUUCGACUAGGCAAACUCGGACUUAGAGAAAUUCAGGAUGUCUUUGUUAAUGAUAGAGACCAUUGCGUUGAUCGCUACCGUAUUCGUUCUGCUUUAUUAUUACUCGAAGAUAAAGUUAAGCUACUGGAAGAAACGUGGCGUGAAUGGCCCGAAGCCUCUACUGUUUUUGGGUAACUUCAAGGAUGUGCUGCUGGGAAAGGAGUGCACCACCGACUGUUUCCAAAAGGCCUAUACCGAAUUCAAAGACGAACCGAUGGUCGGAGUCUACGGAGGUCACGAUCCGCUGUUGGUUUUGAGGGAUCUGGAUUUGAUCAAGGACGUGCUUAUUAAAGAUUUCAACAUGUUUGCUCAAAGAACCCACGGCUCAGUACGAGAGAUCGAACCAUUGUCUGAGCAAAUGUUCAGAUUGGAUGCAGAAAGAUGGAGGCCGCUGAGAGUCAAACUUUCGCCCUUUUUUUCGUCGGGAAAGCUAAAGGAGAUGUUCAGCCUGAUGUUAGACUGUGCCAAUACUUUCGACAAUUAUCUAGAGAAAUUAGCUGAGAAGGGCGAGCCAGUCGAAUUUCGUGACACUGCUGCAAAAUUCACCACUGAUAUGAUCGCUGCUUGCGCUUUCAGUCUCAACGCGAACGCGUUAACAGACGAGAACAGCCAGUUUCGUAAAAUGGGAAAGAGAGCUCUCGCUACGAAUAUUGAACAGUUCCUUACAGAUAGAUUGAGGGAGUAUCCAUUCCUAUUCAAAAUUUUCGGUCGUUUGUUCACUGAUCACGAAGUUGUCAAUUUCUUCGAAUCAUCUAUGAAGGAAGCGAUGGAUUACAGGAUUCAGAACAACAUUAACCUAAAGGACGUUAUCGAUAUUUUAGCAGAUUUAAGAGAACACCCGGAAAAACUCAACCUUAAAGAGGUGGACAAUUUGUUCUUGGCAGCUCAGGCCCAACUUUUCUUCAAUGCUGGCUUCGAAAAUUCCUCAUUGACCAUCAGCAACGCUUUGUACGAACUUGCAUGGAACCCGGAGAUUCAAGAGAAAACUCGAGAAGAAAUCCAAACUGUCUUGAAGAAAUACGAUGGAAAGAUUACAUAUGAUGGCUUAGGAGAAAUGAAAUAUCUGGCUUCGGUUAUGUUAGAAACUCUAAGAAAAUAUCCAGUACUACAAUGGCUCUCCAGAACGCCAAUGGAACCAUACACAUUCUCAGGAACGAAAGUUACUAUACCAAAAGGUCAGCAGGUCUUCAUACCUAUCUACUCGAUUCAAAGAGAUCCAGAAAUCUUUCCAAAUCCAGAAGCGUUCGAUCCUGACAGAUUCUCUGAGGAGAAUAUCAAGACAAGACAUCCAAUGUCUCACUUACCUUUCGGAGACGGUCCAAGACACUGUAGUGGUAUACGAUUGGCCAAGGUACAGUUGAAAGUGGCGAUGGUCACUAUCUUAUCGAAAUAUAAGGUGGAGGUAUGCGAGAAGACUCGUAAAGUAUACAAACCCGACAAAAGACCAUUAUUCCUUCUUCAACCUGCUGACGGAAUCUACCUGAAAAUGACAAAACUUGCAACAGCCUGAUAACGUUAUAAUAUUCUAAUAAUAAUAUUUUAAUCUUCAAUAAUCAAUAAAUAGCAGCAAUUACAUUCUCA